ACUGUGACGUGCAUCAUGGGAGGAGAUGGGAAACCUGUGUGGAACAAACCAAGACCCAUGUGUACAGCACCAUGUGGAGGUCAGUACACUGGAUCAGAUGGUGUCGUCCUGUCUCCCAACUAUCCUCAGAACUACACCAGUGGACAAGUGUGCCUGUAUUUCAUCGUUGUGCCCAAAGAUUAUGUGGUAUUUGGCCAGUUUGCCUUCUUCCAGACAGCUCUCCAUGAUAUCAUUGAAGUCCAUGAUGGUCCAAAUCAACAUUCUCGCCUGCUCAGUUCUCUCUCUGGUUCUCAUACAGGUGAAUCAUUGCCUCUGGCUACCACCAACCAAAUACUGAUCAAAUUCAGUGCCAAAGGGCAGACCACAGCCAAAGGUUUCCAUUUUGUCUACCAAGCGGUUCCACGAACCAGUGCCACGCAGUGCAGCUCGGUGCCAGAGCCCCGUUACGGGAGACGGAUCGGCAGUGACUUUUCGGUGGGGGCUGUGGUCCAGUUUGAGUGCAAUGCUGGGUAUGCCCUCAAGGGGUCACACAGCAUUGAAUGUUUGACGAUGCCUGGAACUCUUGCCCAGUGGAACUCUUCAGUGCCUACUUGUCUUGUGCCUUGUGGUGGAAACCUAACAGAGCGAAAAGGCACCAUUUUGUCCCCUGGAUUCCCUGAGCCCUACUUGAACAGCCUCAACUGUGUGUGGAAAAUAACUGUCCCUGAAGGAGCUGGAAUACAGAUCCAGGUGAUCAGUUUUGUCACAGAACAGAACUGGGAUUCUCUAGAAGUCUUUGAUGGAGGGGACAACACAGCCACCAUGUUGGGCAGCUUCUCAGGAACCACUGUCCCAGCCUUGCUCAACAGUACCUCUAACCAACUUUAUUUGCACUUCUACUCUGACAUCAGUGUCUCUGCUGCUGGAUUUCACCUGGAGUACAAAACUGUGGGCCUAUCCAGCUGCCCAGAACCCACAGUCCCCAGUAAUGGCCUGAAAAUUGGUGAAAGAUAUCUGGUGAACGAUGUGGUCUCCUUUCAGUGUGAACCGGGAUAUGCGCUCCAGGGGCACUCUCAUAUUUCCUGCAUGCCAGGAACUGUCCGACGCUGGAAUUAUCCCCCUCCACUUUGCAUCGCUCAGUGUGGAGGAAUCUUGGAAGAGAUGGAAGGUGUCAUCCUGAGCCCUGGCUUCCCUGGAAACUACCCUAGCAAUAGCGAUUGUACCUGGAAGAUAUCCUUUUCUGUAGGAUUUGGUGCACAUCUCCAGUUCUUAAACUUUUCCACUGAGCCUAAUCAUGACUUCGUUGAAAUUCGCAACGGGCCAUAUGACACCAGUAACAUCAUCAGCCGAUUUAGUGGGACCGACCUCCCCGGCUCCCUUCUUUCCACGUCCCACGAAACCACCAUAUAUUUCCACAGUGACCACUCCCAGAACAAGCCUGGUUUUAAGGUGGAAUAUCAAGCUUAUGAACUCCAGGAGUGCCCAGAUCCCGAACCCUUUGCCAACGGCAUUGUAAGAGGAGCUGGUUACAGUGUGGGGCAGUCCAUCUCUUUUGAGUGCCUCCCUGGCUAUCAGCUGAUUGGCCAACCAGUCUUAACCUGCCAACAUGGAACCAAUAGGAACUGGGACCACCCAUUGCCCAGGUGUGAAGUCCCCUGUGGAGGAAACAUCACUGCCCAAAAUGGAACCAUCUACUCCCCUGGCUUUCCCAAUCAGUAUCCCAGUUCCCAGGACUGCACAUGGCUCCUUGUGGUGUCAUCCGGAUAUGGCAUCUACCUCAACUUUACCUUGCUGCAAACAGAGCCGUAUAAUGACUUCAUCACUGUUUGGGAUGGGUCUCAGCAGACAGCUCCCCAGUUGGGGGUUUUCACAGGACACUCGGUGAAGAAAGCCAUCCAAAGCUCUUCUAACCAUGCUCUGAUGAAGUUUCAUAGUGAUGCAGCCAAUGGAGGCCUCUUUGUCAUCCACUUCAAUGCCUAUCAACUUUCUAAGUGCCAGCCACCAACUAUGGUCCCUAAUGCUGAAAUCAUCACUGAGAAUGAGGAUUACAACAUAGGUGAUAUUAUUAGGUAUCAAUGUCUUCCUGGAUUCAUCUUGGUUGGAAAUGAGAUCCUGACAUGCAGGCUGGGUACCCACCUCCAAUUUGAAGGCCGUCCCCCAACAUGUGAAGUUCACUGUCCAAUGAAUGAGGUCCUCCGUGACUCCACAGGAGUGAUCCUAAGCCCAACCUUCACAGGCAGCUACCCUCACUUCCAGACUUGCUCUUGGAUGAUAGCAGUGGAACCAGAGUACAACAUCACCUUCACUGUUGAAUAUUUCUUGAGUGAGAAGAAGUAUGAUGAGUUUGGGAUAUUUGAUGGGCCUUCAGGUCAAAGUCCACUGUUACUAUCUCUAAGUGGAAAUUACUCUGCGCCACUGAUGGUGACCAGUUCAGGAAACAGAGCCUAUCUCCACUGGUCCUCUGAUCACGCCUACAGCAGGAAGGGUUUCCGGAUCCGAUAUUCUGCCCCUUAUUGCAGCCUCCCUCCAGCACCUCUCCAUGGCUCUAUCCUCAGCCACACCGGCCUGCAGCCAGGAAGCACCAUUUGGUUUGGUUGUGACACCGGCUACCGCCUUGUGGGGCACAGCUUCUCAACGUGUUCAAGACACCCCCAGGGUUACUACCACUGGAACAAAGCCAUGCCUCUGUGCCAAGCAAUCUCCUGUGGAAUCCCCAGAGCACCGAAGAAUGGGGUUGUUUUUGGCAAGGAGUACACCGUGAGCAGCAAAGCAGUUUACCAGUGCAAGGAGGGCUUUCACCUCCAGGCCCAAGAGAACUCCAGUGUGGAGUGCCUGGCUAAUGGACAGUGGAGCAAUAGCAAUAAUCCUCUUCCAUGUGUAGCGGUCAGCUGUCCUGACAUCAGCAGCAUUGCUGUGGAACAUGGGAGAUGGAGGCUGAUCCAUGAGACCCAGUAUCAGUACAAUGCACAACUUAUGUUGAUCUGCGACCCAGGCUAUUAUUACGUUGGGUACCGUGUCAUCAGCUGCCAGGCCAGUGGGAAAUGGAGCAUAGGAGAACCCAUGCCAAUCUGUAGAAUAAUCUCCUGUGGAGAUUUGCCCGUGCCAUCCAAUGGAAACAGGAUUGGGACCUUAACCAUUUAUGGAGCUACUGCCAUCUUCUCCUGCAAUAGUGGCUACACCUUGGUGGGCUCUCGUGUGCGAGAGUGUAUGGCAAAUGGUCUUUGGAGUGGACUAGAAGUGACAUGCCUGGCGGGUCACUGUGGCGAACCAGGCUCCAUUGUCAAUGGCCAGAUAAAUGGUGAGAACUACAACUACCGUGGCAGUGUGGUGUACCAGUGCAACCCUGGUUUCCGGCUGAUUGGCAUGUCUGUCCGCAUCUGCCAACAAGAUCACCGCUGGUCCGGAAAGACUCCUGUUUGUGUGCCCAUCACCUGUGGUCACCCAGGCAAUCCAGCAAAUGGUCUGACCCAAGGCACUCAGUUCAACCUCAAUGAUGUUGCCAAGUUUACAUGCAACACUGGAUAUCGCCUUGAAGGGACACCCAAGUCCCAAUGCUUGGCUAACGGCCAGUGGAGUAAUGCCUUGCCCAUCUGUCGCAUUGUAAAUUGUACCGAUCCCGGGCACCUGGAAAACAGCAUCCGGCAAGUGCAACCGAGUGGGCCUCACAGAUACAGUUAUGGAACAACCGUCUCUUAUCAGUGCAACCAUGGGUAUUAUUUACUGGGCACCCAUGUCCUUACCUGUCAGGGCGAUGGCACUUGGGACCGCCCCCUCCCCGUCUGUCAUUUGGUCUCCUGUGGCCAUCCUGGAUCCCCACCUUAUGCCCAGAUCUUGGGUGAUGUCCACACCGUAGGUGCAGUGGUGCGCUACAGCUGCCAAGAAGGCAGGAGCUUGAUUGGCAAUUCCACCCGCAUGUGUCAGCUUGAUGGGCGUUGGAGUGGCUCUCUACCUCAUUGCUCAGGCAGCAUCCAGGGGCUGUGUGGCGACCCAGGAAUCCCUUCUCACGGUAUCCGGCAUGGUGAAAACGAAUUAAGCGUGAACAGCACGGUCUGGUUUAGCUGUGAGCCAGGUUACACGCUCCGAGGCUCGCUGCAAAGAAUGUGUCAGGCCAACGGAUCGUGGAGCGGCACUCAGCCAGAAUGCGAAGUGAUCUCCUGUGGAAACCCCGGGACACCCAGCAACGCAAGGGUAAUAUUCAACGACGGCCUGGUGUUCUCCAGCUCCAUCAUAUACAAGUGUCGGGAUGGCUAUUAUUCCACAGGCGUGCUCAGCAGGCAUUGUACGGUCAAUGGGACCUGGACCGGGACUACCCCAGAAUGUACAGUGAUAAACUGCGGGGACCCUGGAGUACCAGCCAAUGGCAUCCGAGUGGGCAAUGACUUCACCUAUAAUAAGAAUGUCACAUUUCAGUGCACACCAGGCUACAUGAUGGAGUCAGAAAGAGCCUCCACUUUAACUUGCACUAAGGACCGGACCUGGAAUGGUACAAAACCUGUCUGCAAAGCUAUCAUCUGCAAAUCUCCACAAAUUAUUCCCAAUGGAAGAGUCAUGGGCUCAGACUUCAGCUGGGGCUCAAGUGUGAGUUACGCCUGUCUGGAAGGCUAUCAGCUCUCCCUGUCUGCUGUUUUGACCUGUGAAGGAAAUGGAUCAUGGAGUGGAGAACUCCCCCAGUGUUUUCCUGUGUUUUGUGGCGAUCCAGGAAUCCCAGCAGAAGGGCAGCGUGAAGACCGGGGUUUUACUUACCGCUCCUCUGUCUCCUAUUCCUGUCUGCCCCCAUUAGUGCUGGUGGGAUCAGCUCGGAGGUUCUGCCAGGCCGAUGGAACAUGGAGUGGAACCCAGCCGAGCUGCAUUGAUGCAAGUGUUACAACCUGUGUAGAUCCAGGUGUGCCCCUUUUUGGAAUUCAAAACAAUUCCCAAGGUUAUCAGGUUGGGAGCAUCAUCUUCUUCAAGUGUCAUAAAGGGUAUCUGCUACAAGGGUCCACCACCAGAACCUGCCUUCCAAAUCUGACAUGGAGUGGAAUUCAGCCAAACUGCAUCCCACACAACUGCAAGGAACCAGAUACCCCAGCCCAUGCCAACGUGGGCGCUCUGGACCUGCCUUCGCUGGGAUACACCUUGAUCUAUUCUUGCCAGAGUGGCUUUUAUCUCACUGGAGGAUCAGAGCACCGGACUUGUAAGGCCGACGGCAGCUGGACAGGGAAGCCUCCCACUUGCCUGGCGGACAUCCGACCCAGCAGACGGCCUGUGGGCGCUGCAAAGGAUCACCAUCUUCCAAAAGUCUCAGUUCCUGCUGACGUCUUUGCAAAAAACUCCUUUUGGAAAGGGUCUUACGAAUACAUGGGCAAAAAGCAGCCAGCCAUGCUUUCUGUCACCAGCUUUGACCCGGUCACCAGUAAAGUUAAUGCCACCCUGAUAGACCACAGCGGUGUGGAGCUGAAAGUGUCCGGUAUUUACAAAAGAGAAGAUGUCCAUCUCCUCCUCCAGGUACACCAAAUUACAGGGCCACUGGAGAUCUACAUGAACAAAUUCAAGAAUGAUAAGUGGGCAUUGGAUGGACAUGUCACUCCAGAAUCUUCAAGUGGGACAUUUGUCUACCAAGGGUUUGUCCACGGCAAAGGCUUUGGACAAUUUGGCCUCCAAAGACUAGAUAGCAGCAUCAUUGAACGGGAUCCUGAAUCAAUAGGACAUCCAUUUGCAUCUAACAGCAGCUCCGUUGCAGCUGCGAUCCUCGUGCCUUUCAUUGCCCUGAUGAUUGCAGGGUUUGUACUCUAUCUCUACAAGCACAGAAGGAGACCGAAGGUGCCGUUCAAUGGCUAUGCUGGCCAUGAAAACACCAAUGUCCGAGGAACAUUUGAAAAUCCAAUGUAUGACCGCAACUUGCAGCCAACAGAUAUCAUGGCCAAUGAGGCAGAGUUUACCGUCAGCACUGUGUGUACUGCAGUAUAGCACUUACAAUUCUGUGUGCACCUUCUCCAGGGACGGGAAUCUCACCAGUGCCCGAUGAUCCUCCUGGUUCAUCUUCGCCCAUGAUCUUCUCACCCAGAAACGUUGGGGCUGCGGAGUUGAUAUGGUGCCUUCAAGCUGAUCCAGAGAGAGAGAAAGAGAGACUGCCUGGCUGUUUAUCACUGCUCCACAUCUUCAUUGCCCAUCCGCCCUGCCCUCCUGCAACUGAUAAUCAGAUCAACCAAAGCUCCACCCAGCCCUUGUGCCAAGAGCACAAGAUGUGGAAAUCCUCCUCUCUCCCCUCCAGUGAUGCUCCUCCCCAUCCUGGUGUCUUUUUCUAUCCAAUCCCAGCCAACCUUUGGACUAGCUGACUGCUGCUCAAAGACCAUUGAUUGUCCCACUGUUUGCCUGUGGCUGAUAAUCAUCUCUCUGGGGGACCCUUCAUGGCAACCUAAAAAAAUCCUAUUGAGGUCCACACCCUGGCUGCCAGAAGAAGCUACA
This is a messenger RNA of Python bivittatus (Burmese python), 6423 nucleotides long. The record is from RefSeq and is a predicted model, not a curated record. NCBI's taxonomy places the organism in Eukaryota, Metazoa, Chordata, Lepidosauria, Squamata, Pythonidae.